GGUGUCAUUUGGUACAAAGCAUCUGUGUUGAGGGUAUAUUGUGAAUGCACAGGUGAGGUCUUUAUAAACAGUGAGAGGGCAUAGGAAAAAACAGCAGUGGUUGCUUCCCCCUGAGACAGACAGACUCGUCUCCAGACUCUACAGAACACAGUUGUCUUCCCUCCACGGAUCAAGCCCUAUCAGACUGAGAGACAUGUCCUCCUCCUCUCUCCCGUGGUGCCUGCUGGUGGUGUGUGUUCUGACUGUGGUCCAGAUCUAUGCAGCAGAGGAACCUAUGGUCCUCAAGGUGUUCAACCUCCAUGCCACUGACCUGCACAGCAGCCUGCUAGGGACCCCUGAUGCCUACGUCGAGGUGUUCAGAGCGCACGGCUUUCUCGGGAGGACAGAGGUGAAGAACAACAACCAUGACCCCAGCUGGAAGGAGGAGUUCAGCUUCCUCAACGCCCGUGAGAACAACAUCUUGAGGUUGGAGGUGUACGACAGCGACAUCAACACCGACGACCUGCUGGGGACCUGCGAGCGCUCCAUCAAGAUUGGAACUUGGCAACAUAAAUGUUUCCUGAAGACAGGCGGGAUCCUGAACUACUCCUACACCCUAGAUCCCCUACAGUAAACCCUGUACUACUCCUAUACCCUAGAGCCUCUGCAGUAGACCCUGUACUAGUCCUACACCCUAGAGCCUCUACAGUAGACCCUGUACUAGUCCUACACCCUAGAGCCCCUACAGUAGACCCUGUACUACUCCUACACCCUAGAGCCUCUAUAGUAGACCCUGUAUUCAUCCUACCCUACACCCUAGAGGCCCUAGCCCAGCAUAGAGCCCCUCCAUCAACAACUGUAAUCCAACAAUACUCAGCUAGACCUCCUCCUCCCUUGUCUGACCCCUCAUCUGUUACAUUGCUUUCUCAUUCCAAAUCAAAUCAAACCUUAUUGAAGCCAGCCGCCGCCAUAUCGGUUCACCUCAUAAAGAGCAGUCCUCCAUAGGAUGCCACGGACAAAAUUACAUGUAUUUAAGUCUUUCUUUGUUGUAGUGGGGACAGUAACAUUGGUACUCUCUAAAAACGCUACUUUAUUAUACUUUAAAAGUAUGCAUUAAGGCAUAUAUAAUAGAUUAUACUUGGCAAAAACAAAUGUUGACAACAAUAAAUGUAUUUCUAUAUAAUCCCAAAUUGUUUUUACAAUGGUGAAGGAGUUGAAUGGUGAAGGAGUUGAAUGGCUGCGCAGUGGCUUCCAAACAGCGGCCAAUUGUAGUCAUCAAGGGUUUUAUACACAUUAUUGAUUCCUUACACCCUCAACUAGAGAGUAUGCCUGCUCUUACCAACAACAACAUCCGACCCCCAUCUAGCCCCUCUCCCCUGACAUGGAUUUCUAAUUCUCCUCAAACUGAGCUGAAAAACCGUCCUCCCCCUGACCUCAUCCUCGGGCUCAUCAUAACAGACUAGAUUCUAGAACAUUGAGCAGUACAAAACUCCACCUCCCCCCUACAGUUAGUUCAUUGUAAUUAGUGUCUACACAUUUACCUUAGAACUGAAGUAGUGAAUGAGUUAACAUCUGUCACUCACUGGUGUCUGGCCUGCUGUCACUGUGUCUGGCCUGCUGUCACUGUGUCUGGCCUGCUGUCACUGUGUCUGGCCUGCUGUCACUGUGUCUGGCCUGCUGUCACUGUGUCUGGCCUGCUGUCACUGUGUCUGGCCUGCUGUCACUGUGUUUGGCCUGCUGUCACUGUGUCUGGCCUGCUGUCACUGUGUCUGGCCUGCUGUCACUGUGUCUGGCCUGCUGUCACUGUGUCUGGCCUGCUGUCACUGUGUCUGGCCUGCUGUCACUGUGUCUGGCCUGCUGUCACUGUGUCUGGCCUGCUGUCACUGUGUCUGGCCUGCUGUCACUGUGUCUGGCCUGCUGUCACUGUGUCUGGCCUGCUGUCACUGUGUCUGGCCUGCUGUCACUGUGUCUGGCCUGCUGUCACUGUGUCUGGCCUGCUGUCACUGUGUCUGGCCUGCUGUCACUGUGUCUGGCCUGCUGUCACUGUGUCUGGCCUGCUGUCACUGUGUCUGGCCUGCUGUCACUGUGUCUGGCCUGCUGUCACUGUGUCUGGCCUGCUGUCACUGUGUCUGGCCUGCUGUCACUGUGUCUGGCCUGCUGUCACUGUGUCUGGCCUGCUGUCACUGUGUCUGGCCUGCUGUCACUGUGUCUGGCCUGCUGUCACUGUGUCUGGCCUGCUGUCACUGUGUCUGGCCUGCUGUCACUGUGUCUGGCCUGCUGUCACUGUGUUUGGCCUGCUGUCACUGUGUCUGGCCUGCUGUCACUGUGUCUGGCCUGCUGUCACUGUGUCUGGCCUGCUGUCACUGUGUCUGGCCUGCUGUCACUGUGUCUGGCCUGCUGUCACUGUGUCUGGCCUGCUGUCACUGUGUCUGGCCUGCUGUCACUGUGUCUGGCCUGCUGUCACUGUGUCUGGCCUGCUGUCACUGUGUCUGGCCUGCUGUCACUGUGUCUGGCCUGCUGUCACUGUGUCUGGCCUGCUGUCACUGUGUCUGGCCUGCUGUCACUGUGUCUGGCCUGCUGUCACUGUGUCUGGCCUGCUGUCACUGUGUCUGGCCUGCUGUCACUGUGUCUGGCCUGCUCUGAUCCUCACUUUAGUAUGACAUCAAUUAAUACAAAUCUUGUUUCCCUGCACAAUGGUCUCAGUCUGGCUCUCUCCAGUUCUUCACUGAAAUACCAAAUUACCAUAUUCAUGUUAUAGAAAUAACAGCUAGCCUACAAUUUGACAAUGAGGCUUACAUCUUUUCAAUCAUAGUCUCUUACCAUGUUUAGUGUGGACACCGGACUUUGGCCACAAAUUGUCAAUAAAACUGUGGAAUUAUGAUUUCAACAAGGUAAUUGAACCUCUGUUAGAGAAAACGGAAUGUUUUUGAGAAAAAUAGUACAAUUCCUAGAGAGAGAAAUUAAGAAAACCUUUUAAGCUAAAUGUGUUUGUUUACUGUCAUAGUAUCUAAUUAGCAGCAUCUUCAUGAUUCAACAUUGGUUCUCUUUCACAACAGUUAAAAAUGUAAACAAUCAAAUAAUAUAGCAUUUCCCCUGCAAAGAAGGUUGUUGUUUUGGGGGGAUUGUGAUUAAGUAAGAAAGCAGUAUUCAGCUAUUUGUGGUAUACCCGGCCAGAUGUACAGAUAGCUAAGCUGGAUUCUUCUUGUGCUGUAAAGAAACGAGUAAGGAAACGAGGCAGAACCAGGUGGAACGAGGCGUACCAAACACAUUUCAGACCAGCUUGAACAAACACAGGUGUGGAAAAAUGUGUUGCUGUGGGAAUAAGUCAUGAUGACACAUGAUACGUCACUCAGCUAUUAGUCCCUGUUUGUGUUCCAAAUGGCACCCUAUUCCCUGUGUAGUGCACUGCCCACUCUAUGGGCCCUGGUCUAAAGUAGUGCACUAUAUAGGGAAUAGGGUGCCAUUUGGGAUGAAGAUAUUGUAAAGAACUAGUAACCUCCCCUUUAUGGACACAUUGGACUGGCUGUGUAUGAAAACAUUUCUGGAUGUCAAAUCCUUGCUUCCUCCCUCCUUGUUUCCUCAAUUUAUCUUAAAGAUCAUUGGAGGAGAAGGUCCAUGGGAGGGAAAUUGGAUCUUCUCCUCCAAUGAGCUUUAAGAGAGAGGUUACUGGUUGGUUAAUGGGAGUCUGGGUCUAACAGGUGAGUAAUAAUGAUGAGAAUUCUGCCACGCUAAAGAUGAUAAACACCUCGUUGUCAAAUUGUAGGCUAGCUGUUAUUUCAACAACAUAAAAUAUAUGGUAAAAAUCAAUUGUUUUAUGAAGACUGAAGUAUAUCAUGAGUAAGUAUAUCAUGAGUAAGUAUAUCAUGAGUAAGUAUAUCAUGAGUAAGUAUAUCAUGAGUAAGUAUAUCAUGAGUAAGUAUAUCAUGACGUGUCGUUUAUUGUUUCUAUUGAACGUGCCAUACUAAUAAAGGCAUUGUCACGCCUUG
Molecule: messenger RNA, 3965 nt
Organism: Oncorhynchus gorbuscha (pink salmon)
Lineage: Eukaryota; Metazoa; Chordata; Actinopteri; Salmoniformes; Salmonidae
Product: perforin-1-like
Exons: 3
Coding region: 194-613 (139 amino acids)
Source: RefSeq, a predicted model, not a curated record